Plasmopara halstedii is the source of this 321-nucleotide messenger RNA. RefSeq names its product Predicted membrane protein. The transcript is spliced from 4 exons. Bases 1 to 321 code for a protein of 106 amino acids. The record is from RefSeq and is a predicted model, not a curated record. NCBI's taxonomy places the organism in Eukaryota, Oomycota, Peronosporomycetes, Peronosporales, Peronosporaceae. Gene Ontology annotation, cellular component: EMC complex; plasma membrane; Golgi apparatus.
AUGGCGUUUUUCGGCAAGCUAUUGAUCGCGGCGGGGACGUUGUUAUUGAUACAUGCUGGGUACUAUUCGGUGCAAUACGAGUCGUAUGUCAAGCUGACCGAGACGGCGGACGCCCAAAUGCCACCCACUGAGGUUGUGGUAGAACUCGUGGUAGCCUUUUUCAUUUCGCUAGUAGGAGUUCUGCUCACAUGUGGCGAGAUUUUGCCUAUCCGAUCGAAUGACGCGAUGCAUUCGAGGUCGUUGGCUACCGUCAUUUCAAACCCUGACUUUCACGUCUUCAACCACCGCGGCCAUUCAUUGCACCAGCGAGUUAUGUCGUAG